AUGCGACAGAAAGAAAGUUCGACAACACACAAGACUCCAAACAACCCACACACAGGGAGGAAAAAGAUUCCGACACGACCCCAGCCAAAGAGCAGUUCCGACAACCACACAAAGAUCUCCAACCAGACACCAGGGAGAGACGCGGAAUCCACCACACCCAAGGAGGAGAUUCCGGACACCACACCAAGCAUCCCCUCAGCACUCACACCAGGGAGAAGUUUCCGACCACAAGAGGAGUUCCACACCAUACCAAGAUCCCCAACACCACACCAGUUCCGACACCACACCAAGAGGAGUUACACCGAGUUCCGACACACCACACAAUCCCCAACACCCACACCAGAAGGAGUUCCGAACCGACACCAGACACCAAAACGACCCCCACCCCCCCCAACACCACACCCAGGAGAGUUCCGACACCACACCAAGAGGAGUCCGACCACCACACCCCAAGAUCCCAAACACCACCCCAGGGAGACACCCACUAAGUCCGACACCACACCCAAGCAGGAGUUCCGACACCACACCAAGAUCCCACCACACCACAGUAGAAGGAGUUCCGACACCACACCAAGAUCCCCAACACCCACCCAGGGAGAGUUCCGACCACCACACCAAGAGGAUUCCGACACCACACCAAGAUCCCCAACACCACACCAGGAGAGUCCGACACCACACCAAGAGGAGUUCCGACACACACCGACACCACACCAGGAGAGUUCCGACACCACACCAACGAGGAGUUCCGACACCACACCAAGAUCCCCACACCACACCCAGGGAGAGUUCGCGACACCACACCCAGGAAGAAAGUUCCGACACCACACCAAGAUCCCCCAAAUCACACACCGAGGGAGAUAUUCCGAACACCACACCACCGAAGGAGUUUCCGACAGCCACACCAAGAUCCCCAACACCAGCACCAGGGAGAGUUCCGACACCACACCACAGAGGAGUUCCGACACAACCAAGAUCCCCAACACCCACACCCAGGCGAGAGUUCUGACACCAGAAGAAGUUCCCGCACACCACACCAAGAUCCCCAACACACACCAAGAGUUCCGCACACACACCAACCAGGAGUUCCGACACCACACCUCCCAACACCCACACCCAGGAGACGCGACACCACACAGGCAGAGUUCCGACACCACACAAAGAUCCCCAACACACACACCAAGAGGAGUUCCGAACCACACCAAUGAGGGGAGUUACCCAAACACCACACCAGGGACAGCCACACCAAGAGGGAGUUCCGAAUCCCCAACACCACACCCAGCGGACGACGCGACACCACACCAAAGUUCAAGACCCCAACCCAACACCACACCCAGGGGAACCACUACCAAAGACGUUUCCGACACCACACACCAGGAACACCAAGAUCCGACACCACACCCAAGAUCCCGCAACACCACACCAGGACACCACACAAGAGAGUUCCGACACCACCAAGCCAUCCCAAACACCACAAAAACACACCAAGAGUUCCCCAACACCACACCCAGAGGAGUUCCGACACCACACCAAGACCCCGAGUUCCAGGGGGAGAGUUCCGAACCACACCAGAGGGAGAGUUUCGACACCACACCAAAGAGCGGAGACGACCACACCAAGAGUGUCCGCACCCACACACCACACCACACCACGGAGAUUCAUUCGACGACACACACCAAGAGGAGUUCCGACACCACACCAAGAUCCCCACACCACCACCAGGAGAGCUUCCACCCAACACACCACCACACAAGAGAGUUCCCACAACCACACCCAGGAGAUCCCAACACACACCCAGGAGGGAGAAGGAAGUUCCGCACACCACACACCAAGAUCCCCCAAACACCACAGCAGGGGGAGUUCCGACACCAGGGAGACCAAGAUCCCAAAAACACCACACCAGAAACACCAACACCCAGGGAGACGCGACACCACACCAGGAAGAGUUCCGACACCACACCAAGAUCCCCAACACCACACCAGGGAGAGUUCCGACACCACACCAAGCAAGAGUUCCGGCACACCACACCAAAGAUUCGACCACACCCAGAAGAGGACAGACCGGAGAGUUCCGCACCACACAAUAUCUCCAACACUACACCAGGGAGACGCGCACCACACCCAGGGAGUCCGACACCACACCUUAUUCGCGAGAGGACCAUGAACCCUCCGCUCCUAUCAGUCUCGACAGCUCGACAAGUCCCUAAAGAGAGUGAGUCCGGACUAUUCACAGCUGAGAAGAUUUUGUACCAAACGUUUUGUUCCAUUUCCUCGCUUUCUUGGUUCCACCGAUGUGUCUUAGUCAAACUUGGAUGCCAUUUAAGUUUUGAUGGUGAUCCUAAUCCUUAUAUGGAUCGAGGAUAG
Messenger RNA from Penaeus vannamei (Pacific white shrimp), 2361 nucleotides. NCBI's taxonomy places the organism in Eukaryota, Metazoa, Arthropoda, Malacostraca, Decapoda, Penaeidae. The record is from RefSeq and is a predicted model, not a curated record.